AUUUUUUAUGAAGCAAAAAAAGUAUUUCUUUUAGCCAUAGCACCUUUAAAAUGUAGUAAUUUGAAUCUCUUAUCUAACGCAGUAGCCUACGCCAGAAUUAAAUUGUAUAAAUAAAUCAUAAAAGUAACCACAGUAUUGUCCAAGCGCACAUUCCCUUAAUGAAUUCUCCGUAUUUUACAAAUAUCGAAUACCAGUGUAAUAAAGCGUAUCCGAAUAGAGGGUUUCGAGUUAAUACCCGAAAAAGUGUGAAGGUGUUAAGUCAAAUUUUUAUAUAAAACAUCGACAUAAAACUUCGUUGAAAGUGACAUCGAUGCAUCGAUGUUUUUAGAUUCGAGACAUCGAUGGCUAACAUCGAUACAUCGUUUGCAUCCCUAUCGGCGGCUAACUAUGCGUUGUAGAGUUGUAGGCGUCACUCGGGCACGGAGGUACCGGAGGGGGGUUAAGAUUGUCGCUUGAUAAUAAAAUAAUGUAAAAAUGAAUUGCUGUUCGUUUGUCCCGCAAAAAAAACGAGAACGGCCAAAACGACCUGGCUAAUUUUAGUCUUGAAAUAUUCGUGGAAGGCCAGAAAAUGAUUAGAAAGUGAGUAAAUAUGGAAAAAUUGCGAAGAAGAUAAUAAUAAGAGAAUUUUAGUUGAGUUGUCAAGAAAAAUAUAAAAGAGAAAACAAAAAAAUAAUAUUCUGAAAGUUGUCAUUGUUGCUUUGUUAAAAUAUUUUUGUUAUUGUUCAAUUGAAUAAGGUUGUGUCGAUAGCCCAAAACAAUUUGUAACAAAUAAGGAAAGGCUAAGUUCGGGUCCAACCGAACAUUUUAUACUCUCGCAAUUUAUUGAUGUAUUUUAUUAAGAUGACACACAAUUUGACCUAUAUAUUCGGCAUAAAGUCCAAUAGAAAAUCAUCAUAUAUAGUAUAUGAGGGCUGAUGUAAUUCCAGAACCGAUUUCACUCAUUUUCACCACCAAUUUGGCAUCUGUUAGUAAGCAAACAAACGACACAUUCGGCCUUGAAAUUACUCCUAAAUUGCAAAUGAACGAGACACCAGUCGGCAAAAUAGCGCUAUAACGAAGAUUUUCCAAAUAUUAAAGAGGUCGCUGGAGGUACUGCACAGGACUUUAAAAGAUCUUGAUUGUCGAUGGAUGUCGUUUUUGGUGGAGCCAGGAUUCUGUUAGCGGGUGAUUUACGCCAGACUCUUCCAAUUAUUCCUGGAUCAACUGUUACUGACGGGCUAAUCGCAUGCCUAAAAUCAUUUAAUUUGUGGCGACACAUAAAGAAUCGCCAAUUAACAACUAAUAUAUGAGUGUUUUUGCGAAAAUAUCAAAUUGCGAUUGUAGAAUCAGUUGGAAAUGGUAGGGUCGCAGUUGACACCACGAUGGAUUAAUAGCAUUUCCAACAGAUUUCUGUCACUUCAUUGACUCGAAAGAGAAGUUUUCAUAACAUAAAACCUCAAUAUGAUAACCAUAAAUGACUGAUUGAAUGACCUAUAUUGGUGGUAAAAAAAAAGAUAUCGAUGAUCUUAAUGCGACAAUUUAGAAUAUCGGUGCAAGAGAGUUGACACAGCUACAAACCAGGAUCACGUAGUCAAUUAUCCCAAACUAUUUAAAAUUACCUGUACUAUCACCACUCACUUUGCAAUUAAAAGUAGUGCGAGUUGUCAUCAUGCUACGUAACAUAAAUCAACCUCGAGUAAUCAAUAUCGUCGCCGAAGCUAAGAUUGGACCAACUUAAUUUAAUGUAUACCUUAGCAACAAAAACGUGUGGCCGGGUCUGCUAGUAUGGUUUAAAGUACAUUGAAAGUUUGAAAACUCUGAUAUUAAGUAUAUGGGAAAUAGAUGAAUUAUGACCCGAUUUCACUCAUUGUUGACACGGAGACAUAUUAUUAGAAGGAAUAUUCCCUCAAAAUUUCUAUAUAUAGGGUCUUGAAAACUUAUGGACCGAUUUCGACGAUUUUUAGAAUGGCGAUGCCAAUCUUUAAAUACAGUAUUAUUGCAAAGUUCUGUUCCGAUAUCUUCACUAGUAUAAACUUUAUAUAUUGUAAAGUAAAUUAUUCAGACCGACAUCAGAGUUCCGGUAUAUGGGAAGUAGGCGUGGUUAUGAACCGAUUUCGACUAUUUUCACAGGAUAUCUUUGGGAAGCCAAACAGAUAUUAUGAACCGAAUUUAAUUGAAAUUGGUCGAGUAGUUUCGGAGAUAUGGUUUUUGACCCAUAAGUAGGCGGAACCACGCCCAUUUAAAAUUUUGUGUACCAUUUUUUGUGCAGCACUUCUGUACCAUCUUUAUAAUGAAAUCUAAGGUUUCUGGUGGUUUUCCUUACUGAAAUAAAGCAUUUUUAGUAGUUUUCAACAUAUCUUUGUAUGGGAGGUGGGUGUGGUUAUAAUCCGAAUUCCUCCAUUUUGGACUGUAUAUGGUAGUACCUAAACGAAACGACUCUAGAAAAUUUCCUUGAUAUAGCUUUAGUAGUUUGCGAGAUGUGUACAAAAAUCUUAGUAGUACAUCCACGUAUGCCCCUUCAUGGUGCGAUCCUUCGUACCAAAUUUUGCUUCAAUAGUUUGAUUUAUGGCUGAGUUAUGGCACUUUAUGUGUUUCCGGUUUUCGCCAUUUGGUGGGCGUGGCAGUAGUCCGAUUACACCCAUCCUCGAAUUUGAUCUUGUUAUGGUGCCAAGAAAUACGUCUUCCAAGUUUCAUCAGUCACCCUGAUCAUUUUGAUAUACAUAUAUAACCCUAUAUCUAACUCGCUUAGUUUUAGGACUUACAACCAACCGUUAUGUGAACAAAACUAUAAUACUCUUGUAGCAACUUUGUUGCGAGAGUAUAAAAACUGUAUAAAAAUUGUAGCAAUCACAACAUAUUAUAACUAAUAUUAAAUAAACAUUAAACAUGUCAAUAUUGCAGAAUAAGUUCCAAAUUUUGUUUAAAAAUUAGAAAUUAAUAAAGUUUUACAUACAUACAUAUGUAUAUACGCUUUUUUAAACAAGCUAACAUGAAUUGCCUAUUGGAAAUACACAAAAACUUUAUGAGCUUGAAACUUAUUAAACAUUUUUAAACAAAAUAUGUCAUGAUCCUAUUUAAUAGUAUGUAUGUAUUUCAAACUAUCGAGUCCAAGGCAACAAUAAUCAAAAUCGUCUUUUAUUAUUGAUUCAAGUUUUUUUUAAGAAAUUUAUAAAAGGCUCAGAAGCUUUUACUAAGUUUGACGAAUCGUACACUUUUUAUUAAAAGUAUAUCCGUCUUCCAUGUUAAAGACAGCAAACAAUUGUGCAUUUUGAAAUAUUCAUUAUACAUAUAACCAUAAAAAUAUGCAAAUUAAUUUCUCUGAAGGAAAUCGCUUUCAAUUAUAUAAAUUUGCCUACAAUAUCUAAUGGAUUGCUGAAUAUCUAUGGAAGACAUUGCCAAGUAUUGAAAAGUUUGCGAAGCACUAUCUUGAACCAAAUAUACUCUUUCAAGAUUAUUUAGUGAAAGUUAUUCAAAUUAUUUCAUAGUAAUCGUAUCUUUUAAAAUUUUAAAGUGCCAAAUGCACCAACCCAGGGAUGUACAGUGGAACUUCUAUAACUCGAAGAUCUCCAUAACUCGAACUUUUUGAGUGGCAAUAGCGUUUAGAAGCCAAAUUUCAUACACAUUUUCUUCCCUAACUCAAAUUUCAUAACUCGAAGUUCUCCAUAACUCGAACUCUUGAAGUGGCAAUAGAAGGCAACUUUCAUACAAAUUUCGUUCCAUAAAUCGAACUUUUCGACGAGGGCAUAAUACAAAAUUUAAAAUUUUACUAUCGAGGCAGACUUUUAAAAGAGUCCCUCUAUAUAGUACGGAGGCGAACAAAAAAUAUAAUAUUACACUUAUGGAUUGCAUAAAUCAUCUAACACAAGACAUGGGAUUCAGACGUCAAGAGCCAAACAAUAGCAAAAAAACUAAAUAAAAGAGUGUAUAAAUCUAUAUUUUACAGCUUUUUGGAAAAUUGUAUGUUUUAAUGAAAAUUCUAUAACUCGAAGUCUUUCUAACUCGAAGUUUUUUUGUGGAUUAUGGUGAUUCGAGUUAGAGAAGUUCUACUGUAUUUAUUUGAAUACAAUAUUUUAGAAAUAGUUGAAUCGCAUUAUACACUUAUCAAUAAGUAGCAAUUAAUACCACCAUAAAAUUGAAUAAAUAUGCGAAAUAAUUUAAAUUAAUCCUAAUAAAAAUUAAAAAAAAAUUUUUGGUUUGAUAUUUAUUUAAGACAAAGACAGCGGGCAGAGAAGUGACCAAUCGAUUACAGCAUUUGUAACGAAAAUUAUACCAGAACAAACUGGAAUCGACAAUCGAAAUGGAUAACUUGCGUGAUUUAUCCAGCCAUCGAUAAUCGUAGUUGCCAGAAUGUUCAAGUGGCGAUAUAUUGUCAACAAUCGACUAUAUAAGGACUGCCGGACUGGCAGCAACAUACAUUUCUAAUAAGAGAGUUGUCGAGUAAGGAUAAUUCUAAAGAGAGAGUUUUCGAGUAAAGUGUAAACAAGUUAUAAGUUACAGUUGUAAAGUAGAUUAUUGAGUAAUAAAGUGUGAAGUUAUAAGGAUUAAGAAAUAAAGAUAAAGCUCCAGUUACCGAUACUUGACUUGACUCAGCUUCGAAAAAUUUGACUUGGAAAACUUAGAUGCAGUUAUACUAAACACAGCGCGUAGAAAUCAGCUGUUUUUGAAUGUUGAGAGAGCACACAAAUGUGACAUUUUAAUUGAUUUGUGAAGUUUGUGAAAAUUUAAUAAAUAAUAAAACAAAUUGUUUUGCCGAAUACUUUAAUAAUAAUAAAUUUUAAUAAUGGAUAGUGAUUUAUUCCAAGAACUUGUUUAUUUAAAUAUUCUUCGCCUUCAAAGAAGAAAAGUUUUGAGAAGACGUAAACGCCGCUGGUCCGUUCAUCCAGCUAAUCGGGAUAGAAACCCAAAUGGUUUCUUCUGGAAGAACUUUUAAAAUUAAGAGAAGACGACCAAAAACUAUUUCUUUUAACACGGAUGAAUCGGACAGUGUACAAUAUUCUUUUAAAUAUAAUUAGUCCGUUUUUAAAAAAACCAAAACAACAAGUUGGCGUCGAGGAGCGAGUGGUUAUAACAUUAAUGUACCUCGCUUAUGGAACACCUUUUGAGGUCAUAGCCUCGAUGCAUAAGUUAGGCAAAACAACAGUGCGGAAUAUCGUACUUGAAACGUGUGAAAUACUUUGGUUACAUCUGUCCCCGAUAUACCUUAGCGAGCCAAGUACCGCACAAUAUAAAGAUAUUGCUGCAGAUUUUUUAAAACUGUGGAAUAUACCCAACUGUGUCGGAGCAAUUGACGGGAAGCAUAUAGCUAUUGUUCGUCCACAAAAUUCAGGCUCGUUAUUUUAUAACUAUAAAAAGUUUUAUAGUAUAGUUUUAAUGGCAUCCUGCGACGCUAGGUAUACAUUUACCUCUGCCAGCAUUGGUAGCAAUGGAGGACAAAGUGACGGAGGUGUCUUUCAGCAAUCUAAAUUUGGUAAAGCGCUCUUGGAAAACAAAUUGCCACUACCACCAAGAGCUCCAUUAUGGAAUGAAUCCUCAACAGAUUUUCCACAUUUUUUUGUGGCCGACGCAGCGUUUCCGUUGAAGGAAAACUUAAUGCGACCUUACCCCGGUGCACAGCUGCCACGAAACAAAGCAAUUUUCAAUUACCGGUUAUCGCGAGCUCGUAGAGUAAUCGAAAAUAGCUUUGGUAUUUUAACCGCUCGAUGGCGUGUUCUACGAAAGGUCAUAGACUUUAGCCCAAAGAACUGCGAAACAAUUGUGUUAACCUGCUUGGUUCUUCACAAUUUUGUAAUGUUGAAUGACCAUGAUCGUUGGUAUUGUCCAGAUACAUUUGUAGACACAGACACCGCAGACCAUGGAAUAUUGGAGGGAGAAUGGCGUGAAGAUUUAGAGAGUGUUGGAGGUGCAUUACUUUCAAUAAGUUCAACUCGACGCAAUGCAUCUUGUAUCGCAUUCCGUGUAAGGGAUUUUUUGGCAGAAUAUUUUAUUAACCAGGGAGCAGUUUCAUUUCAAGAAGAUCGUAUUUAGUGUAUAUUUAUUUUAUUUAUAUUUAUAUUUAUUUAUAUCGUAUUUAAUGUGUAAAAUUGUAAUCCAAGUAUGAAGUACUAUACUUUUUGUUACGUUAACUUUUUUAUGAUAUUUUUUAGUAACAUAUUUUUCCGCGCUUUGUAUGUGUGUGGUGAAUCUUAGUAACCCUCAUUAAUUUUAUUAAACUUGUAACAAACCAAUUGUAUUUCAUCAAAGAGAAUUUCCAUUUAAUAAACCUAAUAAUAAUUUUUAUAACGUUUUACAAAUAUCGUGUGUUUGCCCCUUUCACAUACUGGUUAUAAUUCCGCACGUAAGUAUACCUGUGUCAUACGUAUACACCAUAGAUAUAUCUAUAAAUAUUGUUUUAUUUACUGAAAAAGAUGGUAAUUAUCUGUAUUAGGAAGAUUACACAGGCAUAUGGCAAAUGAAUUCUGUAUAGUAAAGUUUAUUACGAAAAUAUAUGUAUAUAUUUUAUUUACCGACAAAAUCAUAAUUAUGACGGUAUCUAAUUAUUAAAUAAGACAUAGGCUGUAUAAUCAAAUAAAUGUGCAUACAAAAUAGGAUAAUUUUUCCCUAUCAAAACGCCAUGAUUCUUUAAAAAAAUUGGUGAAUGUUUUCUGCAACUACACAAUGACAACAACCUUCCAAUCACUAAUCACUACCAACAUAACUACAUAACACACAAAAAAUAAAAGACAAAGACACAAAAUUAAAGAGUUAUAAAAACAAAUUGUUUUAUUUUUUUUUUCAAAUACAUUCUUAAAACUAUUUUUGAAAAAUGAGGUACAUUGUUGUUUCUUACGUCUAGGUAACAAGCGUUUUAAACAUUUUAAAACGAUUUUUGAAAAAUGAGAUACAUCGUUGUUUCUUACGUCUAGGUAACAAGCCUUUUAAACAUUUUAAAACUAUUUUUGAAAAAUGAGAUACAUCGUUGUUUCUUACGUCUAGGUAACAAGCCUUUUAAACAUUUUUACAUAUUAAUUCAAUAUAUGUAUAAAACAUCAAACAAAUGAUUUAAAAAUUAAAAAAAAAUUAUUCGGGUUCCGAUUUAAUAGCAAAUAAUGAAUUUGUUAAGACUUGUAUUGCUUUCAUUUGUUUUAUGUUAUUAUCGUUCAUGAUAGAGGUCAACAUAACACCAAACGACCUCACCGCCUCGCUGCCUUUGCUCCUCUCUGCACACAUGCUUUUGUAUAGCUGGCACGCUUCUUUGAAGCAGCCGUCGUCAUCGCUGUUUGUUUUCUUUACUCUUUUCCGGAUCGGAGUUGAAAUCGACAACUCCGAAGGCGACGAUAAAUUAGUCUGAGAACAUUCAAAACUAAUUGGCUCCAACAGCUCCUACGAAAACAUAUCAUCUGAAAUGUUUGUGGUGCAACGAUUUCUGUAAAAGGGAAAUAAAUAUUUAAUACGUAUAAAAUAUUAAAAAAAUAUUAACUUACGGUCUGGGCUGUAUAUAUUGUUUUAAAAAGCUCAUAUUAUCGAACAAUGGCCAGGUUUCGGCGUUACUUGCCCCACUUCCUGAUGGUGCCUCCAUUUUCCUUACCUCCCUACUGAAUCUUUCCCUUAGAGUCAGCCACCUCUUCGAGCACUGUUCUUCUGUAAAAUAAACACAACUUAAACUAUUAACAUCUACACAUAUAUAUAUACAAAAUAUAUUACAAUCUAAUAAAUAAAUUGUUAAUAACAAUUACUUACCAGUAACACCUAGCUCCUUCGCCACGCUUACCCACGCGUCCCUCUUCCGCUCGGCACUCGGUAGCCUACGCAGGCCUUGUUAUAUAAAAUUUCACGCGCCCGCACUUCUUCUAUUAAUUUUUCAUCAUUCAUUGUGUUUAUUCGGAUUAUUUAUCAAAUGGCAAAAUAAAUAUAGAAAAUUAAAUGAGAUUACGAAAAUGAAAUGAUGAAAAUGAAAUGAAGCGUGCUAUCAAAAAAGCGAGCGAAAUAACUGAGCUGUCACUCUCUGAAAUGUCAAAAUAAAGGGAGAGAGCAAAGAUGCCACUCUCUGAAAUGUCAACUUAACUUGAAAUUCUAAAUUCAACAGACUUUCAAGUCAAGUCAUGCGUUCGGUAAUCAAAUACAUGCAAGGCCCAUUAAACGGAUCUUUUAUGUGACAGUUAUCAAGUCUCUCUAGGUCAAGUCAAGUAUCGGUAACUGGAGCUUAAGUGUAUAGCAGUGGUCGGCACUCCAUACCACAAUUGUGCCGACUCAAGUCACACGUACGCUUACGCUCUAUCAUUCAGUCGUUGUCGAACCAGCAACGAGUAAACAUCGCGUAUGGCUAUGGCACUUUGCAUAAGUGCCCUGCGCGAAAUGCCUACUUUUAUGAAUGUCGUUUCAUGUUAUGUAUUAUAUUUAUGAUUUUAAGCUAUUUAAAGACAGAAAAGUUAAUGCUUUUGUGUUUUAAUAUAUUUGUUUAAAUAAUAAAAUGCGAAUAAAUGAGCACAACCAUUCAUGUUUUAUGAAAAAAUUAAAGCAUUCUUAAAAUGUUAGGCUACAGAGUUCUCACUAUUUCAUUAUUCAUUAUUUCGUGCUCACCUAUACAAUCACAAUUCCUCUCGUGCCGACCACUGGUGUAUAGCUAUUAAAUAGUGACUUUUAGUUGACAAUCCAGUGAUCGGACUCAGGGUAAGUUUCAGCGUUAGCGAUUUAUUUUGGAAAUCCGUUACAAUAUUGUAUUCAAAUAAAUCCAUCCUUGGGUUGGUGACACUUCAUUUGGCACUUUCACAUUUUAAAAGAUUUAAUAUUACUAUGAAACAAUUAGAAUAAUUUUCACUAAAUAACCUUGAAACCUUUUUGGCAAACUUUCAAUCCUUUGCAAUGUCUUCCAUAAUAGCCAAUCUGUUAGACGUUGUAUGUAUAAUUGAAAGCGAUUUCCUUCAAAGAAAUUCAUUUGCAUAUUUUUAAGGUUAUAUGUAUAAUAAAUAUUUUCAAAUGCACAAUUGUAUGUACGAUUCGUCAAACUUAGUAAAGCCUUUUAUAAAUUUCAAAAAAAAAAAACUUGAAUUGGUAUUAAAUGACGGUUUUGAUUCUUGUUAUCUUGGACCAGAUGGUUUGAAAAACUUAUUCAAUAGGAUCAUGACAUAUUUGGUUUUAAAAAUGUUUAAUAAGGAGGCGACCACGACUCGUUUCAUGCUUAUACAAUUUUUGUGUAUUUCCCAUAGGAAAGUCAUUGCCUUUUAAAUACAUAAAUAAUAUUUUAAUACUAGCUUCAUGUGAGCAGUUUAUAUGUCCUUUUUGUUAAUGACACGACUGUGGAUGUUUGAAAAAACGUAUAUAAGAAAAUUUAAACAAAAUUUUGAUUAAAUUUCCUGUUUAUUUAAUAGCGUUAAGAAAUGUAUUAACUUAUUAACUUUAUUA
Messenger RNA from Zeugodacus cucurbitae (melon fly), 9357 nucleotides. Its product is annotated as putative nuclease HARBI1. The transcript has 3 exons. Lineage: Eukaryota; Metazoa; Arthropoda; Insecta; Diptera; Tephritidae. Bases 4951 to 6003 code for a protein of 350 amino acids. The record is from RefSeq and is a predicted model, not a curated record.